Caenorhabditis briggsae is the source of this 1530-nucleotide messenger RNA. RefSeq names its product Protein CBR-DNJ-17 (gene Cbr-dnj-17). Gene Ontology annotation, molecular function: zinc ion binding; nucleic acid binding. NCBI's taxonomy places the organism in Eukaryota, Metazoa, Nematoda, Chromadorea, Rhabditida, Rhabditidae. The coding region runs from base 1 to 1530 and encodes 509 amino acids. Gene Ontology annotation, cellular component: cytoplasm. The transcript has 5 exons. The record is from RefSeq and is a predicted model, not a curated record.
AUGAAAUGUCAUUACGAAGUACUACAAGUAGAACGAGACGCUGACGAUGACCAAAUCAAGAAGAACUAUCGAAAGUUAGCUCUCAAAUGGCAUCCUGACAAAAAUCCAGAUAACGUCGAAGAGUGCACACAACAGUUUCGGCUGCUUCAAGCCGCCUAUGACGUGUUGAGUGAUGUCAGAGAACGAGAAUUCUACGAUCGCCACCGAGAGAGUAUUUUGAAGGGCAAGAAUUCGGACUUUGAAGAGCAAUCGGUUGAUUUGUUCCCAUAUUUCAGUGCAGGAUGUUAUCAAGGAUACGGAGACGAUAAGAAUGGGUUCUACGCAGUGUAUGAGCGUGUCUUCCGAAUGCUAGUCACCGAGGAAUACGAUCCUGACGAUGAGAAUCCCAUCGAUUACCCGGAUUUUGGAAAUAAAGACAGCGAUCCGGAGAGAAUUGUAAAUGUUUUCUACGGGUUCUGGACGUCCUUCUCUACAAGCAGAUCGUAUGCGUGGCUGGAUCACUAUGAUAUCACACAGGCGUCGAAUCGUUAUGAGUCUAGACAAAUUGACAUGGAAAAUAAAAAGUAUAGAGACCGAGGGAAGGCGGAGAGAAAUGAUCAGAUUAGGGAGUUAGCGACAUUCGUGCGGAAGCGAGAUCCACGUGUCAAAGCCUAUCGUCAGGUGCUUGAGCAGAAAAAGGAGGAGGCGUUGCAGAAGCAGAAGGAUAAUAGGCGGAAACAGCUCGCCAAGACACGAGAGUUAGUUAAAACAUUUAAAAAAACUGUGAAAAAAUUCUAUUUCAGAAUGACUGAAGAGCACUUGAAGGACGAGAAAACUGAAGCGGAUUUCCAGGAGCACAUGAGAAAGCUGAAUCUUCAGAUGGCAGAGGAUUACGAUACGUGUAGUGAUGAGUGUGACGAAGAAGGCGAAGAACUACCGUACUGUGUGGUUUGCAGUAAAUCUUUCAAGACUGUAAACGCCAAGCUCAAUCAUGAGAACUCAAAGCAGCACAUCAAACAGUUAAACGAGCUCAAGAAGCAUUUGAAGGACGAAGACGCGACGUUGUUCGCGGAGAAAGAGGAGCAACAGCCAACGAAAGCUGGUGAAAGAAGGAAAAAUAAAAGGAAAGAUCGGAAGAAAGGAAAUGGAAUAUUUGGAGGUGAUGGAUUGGAAGACGUGGAUGAAGAAGUAGCGGAAAUCGUCGAAAAGCAGCCAGAAGGAGAAAAGGAGAUAGAGGAGAGAUCGGCACCAGCGGAAGUGAUUAAAAAGGAGAAGAAGAAAAGAAGAGCCGACAAAACGGAAAAAUCUGCCACCGCUGACCUCACCGAAGAUUCGCCGGAACCAACACACUCCAAUGAACCUAAAUCGGCUACUUGUGACAAGUGCCGUCAAGAAUUCGAAUCGAAGACAAAACUGUUUGCUCAUUUAAAGGAAACCGGGCACGCCACACUUCUGGUGAAUAAAUCAGGAGGUGGAGGUGGAGGGAAGAAGGCGAAGAAUAAGAAAGGACAAAGAGGCAAUAAGAACAAUGAUGAUGGGGACGAUUGGUAG